Molecule: messenger RNA, 1975 nt
Organism: Salvelinus namaycush (lake trout)
Lineage: Eukaryota; Metazoa; Chordata; Actinopteri; Salmoniformes; Salmonidae
Product: gastrula zinc finger protein XlCGF26.1-like
Exons: 2
Coding region: 1-1560 (519 amino acids)
Biological process (GO): regulation of DNA-templated transcription
Molecular function (GO): DNA-binding transcription factor activity, RNA polymerase II-specific; RNA polymerase II cis-regulatory region sequence-specific DNA binding
Source: RefSeq, a predicted model, not a curated record
AUGAAUACAUAUGUCACCCGUUUCCCAUUUCUAUCAAAGCUAAAAAUACACCUAAAAAUACACACAGGAGAAAAGCUUUACUCCUGCUCUGAAUGUGGAAAAUGCUUCAAAACAUCAACUGCGCUAAAAGUUCAUCUUGGAACACACAGAGGAGAGAAGCGUUUCUCCCGCUCUGACUGUGGAAAGAGUUUCUCUCAUCGGGACACCUUAAAACGACAUGAACGUACACACAAAGGAGAGAAGCCUUACUCCUGCUCUGACUGUGGAAAGAGUUUUACUCGACCAAGCCACCUAAAACAACAUGAACAUAUACACACAGGAGAGAAGCCUUACUCCUGCUCUGACUGCGGGGCGAGUUUCUCUCGCCGGAACACCUUAAAUCGUCAUGAACAUAUACACACAGGAGAGAAGCCUUACUCCUGCUCUGACUGUGGGGUGAGUUUCUCUCGACUGGGCACCUUAAAAAAACAUGAACGUACACACAAAGGAGGGAAGCCUUACUCCUGCUCUGACUGUGGAAAGAGUUUCUCUCAACUGGGUACCUUAAAACAACAUGGACGUACACACAAAGGAGAGAAGCCUUACUCCUGCUCUGACUGUGGAAAGAGUUUCUCUCGACCAAGCCACCUAAAACAACAUGAACGUAUACACACAGGAGAAAAGCUUUACUCCUGCUCUGAAUGUGGAAAAUGCUUCAAAACAUCAACUGACCUAAAAGCUCAUCAGAGAACACACACAGGAGAGAAGCCUUACUCCUGCUCUGACUGCGGGGCGAGUUUCUCUCAUCGGAACACCUUAAAACGUCAUGAACAUAUACACACAGGAGAGAAGCCUUACUCCUGCUCUGACUGUGGAAGGAGUUUCUCUCAACUGUGCCACCUAAAAAUACAUGAACGUUUACACACAGGAGAGAAGCCUUACUUCUGCUCUGACUGUGGAAAGAAUUUCUCUCAACGGGGCACCUUAAAACACCAUGAACGUAUACACAAAGGAGAGAAGCCUUACUCCUGCUCUGACUGUGGGGCGAGUUUCUCUCGACUGGGCACCUUAAAAAAACAUGAACGUAUACACACAGGAGAGAAGCCUUACUUCUGCUCUGACUGUGGAAAGAGUUUCUCUCAACUGGGUACCUUAAAACAACAUGAACGUAUACACACAGGAGAGAAGCCUUACUCCUGCUCUGACUGUGGUAAGAGUUUCUCUCGACCGUGCACCUUACAAAAACAUAAACGUAUACACACAGGAGAGAAGCCUUACUCCUGCUAUGACUGUGGGGCGAGUUUCUCUCGUCCGGACACCUUAAAACAACAUGAUUGUAUACACACAGGAGAGAAGCCUUACUCCUGCUCUGACUGUGUAAAAUGCUUCAAAACAUCAACUGACCUAAAAGUUCAUCAGAGAACACACACAGGAGAGAAGCCUUACUCCUGCUCUGACUGUGGAAAGAGUUUCUCUCACCUGGGCACCUUAAAACAACAUGAACGUAUACACAAAAGAGAGAAGCCUUACUCCUUUUCUGACUGUGGGGCAAGUUUCUCUCUUCCAGACACCUUAAAAUGAUCUGAACAUAUACACACACUGGAGAGAAGACGUACUCCUGCUCUGACUGUGGAAAGAGUUUCUCUUGAGUGUGCCAUUUAAAAAGACACUAAGGGAAACACAAGAGAGGAGCCUUACCACUGAUCUGACUGUAGAAAAUGUUAAAACACCAGCUGAGCUUAAAGGUCAUUAGAGAAAAGACAAAGGAGAGAAGCCUUACUUCUGCUCUCAAUAUGGCAAGAGUUUUUCCCAAUUGGGCAAUGUAAAAACACACCAACGGAUACACACUUGAGAGUGCAGUGAUAAGGCUUCUGACUGUGGUAAGAGAUUCUACAGAUUGGGCCAUUUAAAAAGACAUCAAUGUAUACAUAAAGGAGAGAAGCCUCAUCAGUUCUCUCAGACCAGCUAAGAUUAGACACUCCACUUAAUUCUCAUG